AUGUUUAGGCAAAUUGUUGUGUUAUUUCUCCUUUGUUUUAUAUCCAACAACAGCAUAUCAGCUUAUUCGUUUUAUAAGAAAGGGAACUGUGGCAUUACUGACAGUGAAUGCUUAAGUGCGUAUUACCAAAAUGUUAUUCAAAAAGCGGCAGAAUCAGGUAUUCCAGAAAUUGGCAUACCUAUUCUAGACCCAUAUGCCGUCAAAAAUUUGAACGUGACUGUUUUGGGACUGAUAAAAGUUAACAUUCCAGAAGGAACCGUCAAAGGUCUUAAAACUUGUCACAGCAAUCGUUUUAAUUUAGACUUAGAAAAUAAAAUUUCAUCUGUUGAAUACGUUUGUGAGACUAUUAAUAUCGAAGGCAAAUAUAAUCUUGAGCCUACUGAUGUUCUUAAAGUUUUCAUAGGCGGUAUAGAUAUACACGGAAAAGGUGUAGCUAGUUUGAAAAUUGAAAACGUACAAAUUAACUUAGAUAUUCCUAUUGAAGUAAAGGAAUCAGAAGAUCAUGAAGUACAUGCUGUAUUUGAUUACAAAGGAAUUACGUACACUUAUGAAGUGUUAGGAAAAGUUACCCUGAACGCUGACAGCUUGUAUGUAGGAAGUCAAGAUAUUAGUACUGUGGCUGUCAACAUAUUUAAUGAAAACUGGAAGUCUCUCAUUAAGCUCCUUGGAAGGUCCAUCGUCGAUUUAGCACUGGAUGUGUUUGGUGAAAACGCUAAUAAAUAUUCAGCUGCAGUUCCACUUAAAGAAAUAAUUUCAGAUGACCUGUCUGUUUAUGUAACACAUUAA
Arctia plantaginis is the source of this 786-nucleotide messenger RNA. The record is from the annotation of a GenBank genome assembly. NCBI's taxonomy places the organism in Eukaryota, Metazoa, Arthropoda, Insecta, Lepidoptera, Erebidae.